This is a messenger RNA of Panicum virgatum (switchgrass), 1941 nucleotides long. RefSeq lists its product as uncharacterized. The record is from RefSeq and is a predicted model, not a curated record. The transcript has 2 exons. Lineage: Eukaryota; Viridiplantae; Streptophyta; Magnoliopsida; Poales; Poaceae. Bases 759 to 1571 code for a protein of 270 amino acids.
CUGCAAUGCUUGAAUGGAUCAUGCACCGGCUGCCUUGACUCCGCAAGCAUUUCCGUUUGUUUCGCCAUGGAGCCUUGCCAUUGUUUCUCCUCCAACCUUGUUCGCCGUAGAGCUUCUCUAAUCGCUUGUGUGCACAAAACAGAAAAGAAGUCGCCACUAAAAGUGCCGGCCGGCUUGCUGGCUGUUGAGCAUACAGCAUCAGCAUCCGACCAAAGUCCAAUAUUUUGCUUUUUUUUCCUUUUUGAAGCAAGCAAAUGCUUUUCCUUUGCUGCUGCUGCUGCUGCAAAUGGCGCCACAUGAGUCCACAAUCGUCGUUCCUGGCAACUACUUAUACCUGACUAGGAGGGCGAUUGCCUUGUUAACUUAAUCUAGUCAGUUAAGCUUCACACAUACACGGUGUCACGGUGCAAUGCAGAUGUAGGCUACAGAGACCAAUCACGUAAAGAAAAGAGGCUUUACGUGUUGUAGCUGUAGAUAGGGUGGGAGGAGGAGGAGAAGACAUGCCGACCUUUUUGUUCGCACCAGUCGCCAUCCAGAGGUGACGACACCUUGCACUUCGUUUCAGUUCAGUUCACGGACACACUCUCUGACAGACUACUCCUCCAUGACUUGACUCUGCAUCUCCAUGAGAGGGAGCACCAUCAUCCUCACCAUCUCUGCCUGCUGCAUAUCCCUGCUAGUGAGUGCCAUCGUUCGUUCACUAGCUACACUAGACACCAAUUGCACUUGCAACAAUCCAACAAGGCCAGAACCAAUCAAUGGCGGCCACCGGCUGCUACGGCGCCAGGCGGCUCUCGGACCUACUCCGGGAGCAGCAGGAGCCCUUCCUCCAGCUCCAGGCGCCGCAGCGCCGCUCGCCCGUCGACGCCGCCUGCGCCGGCGGUGUCACUGCGUUAGGCAGAAGCCUGCUGUGCGGUGGCAACAGGGCCGCGACGAAGGCUUUGCUGUGGGGUGGCCUCGCCGGCUGUUUCACGUGCGGCGUGCGCCAGACGUUCCGCCGCCUGCCGCGAGCCGGAGACAUCGGCGGCCGCUGCGACGUCGCCAGCGAGCUCGGCGGCGUCGGCGGCGAUGCCAUGGACGGCGGCAGGCAGCUCAGCCCCGUGUCCGUGCUGGAGCUGCAAUCCGACGAGGAUUCGCCCGUGCCUAGCCAUUGGGAUGAGUACGACGACGACGACAAGCCGUCGACGUCAGCGAGCUCGCCGCCGUCUGACCACGACCAGCUUCCCGGCGCCGCCGCCCCAUGCUCCACCUUCUUCGCCACCAGCGGCAAGAUUCGCGCGAUGGAGGCGGAAGUGGAAGGCAACGGCAGCAAGAGGCUGCAGAGGAAGAGCGGCGAGUCCUCCUUGGAGGAGAUGGAGCAGGCCACCGUCUCCGGCUGGGAGAUGAUCGCGGCGGACAUCUCCCGUAUCCCGAGCUUGGUGGCGCUCGACGUGUCCGAGUCUGCACGGGAGUGGAGGCGGGUCGCCGGCGACGAGGAGGCCCGGCGGGUGGGGCAGAGCAUCGAGGCCAUGAUCUUCGAGGAGGUCAGGUGGGAGGCCGUGCGUGACAUGAUCUGCCUGCGCGAAUUCUGACUUGUGCCAUGAAUUUCCUGCUGUAAAUCGGAAAAUUGGGCACAACUUUCUUGUUGUCCCGUGAUGUCUUCCCUUCUCAGUAUCAGUGGAGAAGGGAAAAGGUAAAUUGUAGCAAGGUUUUAGUUUGAUUAUUUUUUACCACUCCAUUCCCUACCAUUUCAAAGUUUACAGUUAGCCGUCUCUCUCUCUCUCUACAACUGGAAAAUUUGCUCAAGAGGACAUGGAGUGAAAAAUGGCCAGGUGAAGCCAUAUGGACUGGCAGGCAUUUCUUCUAUGUAGAUAGUGUUGCUUCCUGUGAUAAAUUAAUGGAUUCUGGUAGUGCAGAAAGCAAAAGGACACAGCUUUUUAGCUGUCGUAUCUUUUCAGAAAA